AAAGACAAUAAAUAGAAAAAGCGGAGACCUCUCUGACUGACUGUAUCUGGACGCUGGAGUCUGAGCUCUGAACUGUUUGAACUAUGGCGUGGGUGGCGGCUGGAAAGAGUUUUCAUCUGCCGGCGGUCGAUAUCAGAGCACUCCGUACUCGGGCUCCGUUAGCCGUCGGCGUCGGUUGCGUAUCAUUCGCCGGUUCCAAGUUCGCCCGAUCUACUACCGCCCUUCGAUCAAAACCCUUCGCAUGUGUUGGCAUUGCCACUGAUGCCAGUGUGAAGGAAGCUGUACAGACUGAGAAGGCACCAGCAGCUUUGGGACCGUAUUCUCAAGCUAUCAAAGCAAACAAUCUUGUUUUUGUUUCAGGGGUUCUUGGCCUUGUCCCCGAGGUUUGGGAAAAGCUAGUCAUUACAUAUUAUAUAUUUUCGUUGGUGAAACACUUACAAACUGCUUCUAAAAUUAUAAUGCAGACUGGGAAGUUUGUCUCUGAUAGCGUGGAGGAUCAAACAGAGCAGGUAUGUUACUCCAGUACAAAUAUACAAUCUUGUAAUUGAUGCUUAGCCAUUGUUGUAGAAUCAUAUGAGUUACUAAAUUUGGAAUUCUAAAUUUUCAACUUAUUUAUGCUAUACUGUUGGAUAUGGUAUUAGGAUUUCUAAAUUCUAAUUUCAUCGGAAAGGAGUUAAUAAUUAUAUGAAAUGGGUGUUCUUAUUUAUUCUCUUAUGUUAGACAUCAGUGUUAUGUUUUCUUUUGUCGGCAUGCUGUUAUGGUUUUGUUACCAUGUCACCCUGACGGCAAACUUUAGAUUAUGUUUAAAAUUUGAACUCGUAGUUUUAAAGAUUGAAGGCUUAGUUCGUAGAUGAUAUUUCAUUCUCCGUAUUGAAAAGAGGAUAACCUACUAAUAUGGCGGAGCUUAUGCGAUAUUAACAGGUUCUUAAGAAUAUGGGCGAGAUACUAAAAGCAAGUGGUGCCAGCUAUUCCUCCGUAGUUAAGACCACAAUCAUGUGAGUGUUCAAUCUUUGAUUCAUUUCUGGAUUUAUCUGUUGUUUGUUUGGCCUGACUUUCUCAUUCUUAAGGCUGACGAAUCAUUUGAUUUUGCUGCAGGUUGGCUGACUUGAAGGACUUUAAGAAAGUCAAUGAGAUUUAUGCUAAAUGUAAGUCCACUUUGCUGAAGCUGGUUCGUUAUUCUUUAUUGAUAUCCUAUUUUACCUUCUUCUUGUGCAGGAAAAGCAUAGAACACAGUGAACUGCAAUCACGAACCCACAUUAUUAUGCAUAUCUGUUGUCCUAAUGUUUUUAAUGCUACAACUUAUUUGAAAAUACAUAUCUCUCUCUCUCUCUCUCACACUGUGGAUUUCUACUUUUCUUGCCCCUGAUGAGAUCUAAUAUAGUGACCCGAUUAUCUUGACCUUUAAUUUGUUUGUUCCCUGUUGCUGUGAUUGUAAGCACCCGAAUAUCUUCCUUGAUUAUCUUGACCUUAACUUUCCUCUUUCAUAACACAGAAAAGGGUUUCAAAAUGCAAUUUAGGGAAUAUCUUUCUACAUUAUUCAGAUUGUGAAGAAUUUCCAAUUCAGUUUGAACAUAUGUUACAGAUGUUUUUUUUUGGAUUCUGAGUCUCCUUUGGCAUAUUGUAUGAUGCAGAUUUUACAUCACCUGCACCGGCUCGUUCAACUUACCAGGUUGCCGCUCUACCACUAGAUGCAAAGAUUGAAAUAGAAUGCAUAGCUGCUUUGUAAUUUCCUUGGGAAAACAUGCUGUGGAAUUCAUGACCUUUUCAAUAAAUUGAGAGUAAUCCAUGUAGGAUGUAAAACCUUAUCAGGAUUGUAUUCUUGGAAAAAAUAAAUAUUGCAAUUCUAACUUUAUUUGAGAUGAAGUUCAAAUUCUGCUACUAUUCUUGGCUGCUGGUGUAGUGGAAACCACCUCUCAAUCACAUGAUCAUAUUCUCCCGAAAUUACUAAAGUUGCAGGAAACUAGCAAAAGAUGUACUCUUCUUGCUCCAAAAUGAUUGUAUAACUUAGAUUUUUUUUUUUUAGAACACAUUGUAUUACAAAUGAAAAUU
Oldenlandia corymbosa var. corymbosa is the source of this 2049-nucleotide messenger RNA. The record is from the annotation of a GenBank genome assembly. NCBI's taxonomy places the organism in Eukaryota, Viridiplantae, Streptophyta, Magnoliopsida, Gentianales, Rubiaceae.